GACAAGCAUUCUUUCUUUGCGUCCGAGGAAACAAAUUUUGCUUCACUUGGUCUGCAAACCUCCUUGGUCGAUGCACUGCAAGGCGCAGGAUAUGACAGGCCUUCAACAGUACAGGAGCUGUCAGCCCCACCUAUCCUGUCUGGAAGGUCUCUUGUCCUAGCGGCGGAGACUGGCAGUGGCAAAACAAUGGCUUACCUUGCCCCGUUGAUAUCCUCCAUUCUCUCAGGGAAGGCACAGGAGGCAGACGUGCAGAGCACAUCGUCAGAGGGGGCAGCCGAUGGCAUCUUGGUCCUGUGCCCCAACGCAGCUCUUUGCAGCCAGGUGGUGGCGUUUGCCGACUCGCUGAAGGGGCCGUCAGGGGCGCCGCUGGUGCGAAGCGCGCACAUUUCGUCGGCCGCGCCGCUGCCGCGGGACAUGCCGGACAUAGUCGCUGCCACGCCCGCGGGCCUCAUGGCGGCCACGCAGGAGUACGGCCAGUACGCCGGCUGGCACUGGACCAAGGCCGGCAUCGUCACCCGGAUUCGGCACGUGGUGCUGGACGAGGCGGAUCUGUUGUUGACCGGGGGAUUUCAGCGCGACGUGCGGCGCAUUCUUGACGCUCUGCGAGAGGGCGACCGCGCACAGCGCUCCAGCGCCGUCGCGCGCCAGCUGGGCGUGUCCGGGGACGCCCUCGCAGCCCUGCCCCGCCACCUGCGCAAAGCCGCCGCCCAAGGUGUGCCGGCCAUGCACACCUGCACCGUACAUCAUACACCAACAGACACUCUGAUGCGCGGAUGUGUUGGCACCAGGCGGACCUGGAAGCGGCAGUAUCUAUUCGUGGCGGCGACCAUGCCGUCAGGAGCCGGGCAGACAGUGGCGGGCGAUCUGGGCAGGCUCUUCCCCGACCUGCUGUGGCUGUCUGGGCCGAGCCUCCACGAAGCUCAACGGCGAGUGGCGCACACGUGGCUGCCUAUCACCCAAGACUCCUGGCGCAGCAGCCUGCAGGCACGCUCUCUCGGGGAGGUGGGUCAGGGGCGGACGCUGGUGUUUGCUGCCAACGUGGCUGCAGCGAAUGAGGUAGCCACUGUCCUGGCAGAUGUGGGCCUGCAGCCGCUGCUGUACCACCGGGAGGUGUCGCCCCAGGACAGAGCUGGCGCCCUGGACGCCAUGCGAGCAGGGGAGGGGGGAGUGCUGGUGUGCACGGAUGCAGCGGCUCGCGGCAUUGACAUUCCAGAUGUCACCCAUGUGGUGCAGAGCAGCUUUGCUGCCAGCGCUAUAGACUUCCUCCACAGGGUCGGCAGGACUGGCAGGGCCGGGAAGGUUGGGAGGGUGACAUCCCUGUACAUGCCAAAUCAUGCCGUCCUGGCGGAAGCAAUCAAGGCAGCGGUGGAUGCUGGGGAGCCCGUGGAGGGCGCUUUUAGCAGGAACCGCUCCUUCAGCAAGAAGGUCAGGAAG
This is a messenger RNA of Coccomyxa subellipsoidea C-169, 1434 nucleotides long. RefSeq names its product P-loop containing nucleoside triphosphate hydrolase protein. Gene Ontology annotation, molecular function: nucleic acid binding; RNA helicase activity; ATP binding. The record is from RefSeq and is a predicted model, not a curated record. The transcript is spliced from 9 exons. NCBI's taxonomy places the organism in Eukaryota, Viridiplantae, Chlorophyta, Trebouxiophyceae, Coccomyxaceae. The annotation marks the transcript as partial.